Molecule: messenger RNA, 2151 nt
Organism: Caenorhabditis briggsae
Lineage: Eukaryota; Metazoa; Nematoda; Chromadorea; Rhabditida; Rhabditidae
Exons: 11
Coding region: 1-2151 (716 amino acids)
Biological process (GO): maintenance of centrosome location; maintenance of Golgi location
Cellular component (GO): spindle pole centrosome
Source: RefSeq, a predicted model, not a curated record
AUGUGGAAUUCUGUGGUCCGUGUGAAAUUCGGUCAACGACUUGAAAAUGCGAACAAUCGGAGUCGAAGGGAUAAGCCGAGGGUUCCUAAGGAAGAGAUAGAUGAUGCUGUGCUGCAUUAUGUGCCAGGGACAAAACCAGUCGAACAGAAUCAUGUGCAGAAUCACGUACAGAGUCAGAGUAUAGAACAGAAGAUCAUCCUCCCGCCACCGAACCCUAAUCAUCACCACCAUCGCUACUCUUCUCCGCCUCAUCAAAAUAGAAGACGUACCUCAUCAGAAGCAACUCAUCAGACGCCUUCUCGAAAACUCCUUCCAGCCCAACCGCCUUCAGAAUACCGACGUCAUCUGAAGUUCCCCCAGCGACCUCAUCACAAUCAUCAUCGAGGGCCACGAACAUAUUAUUCUGACGACGACGAUGGCGAUUCAGAAGGCGAAGACGACGACGACGAUCUUCCGACACCGCCUCCUCCGAUAUUCGCCACUAGACUGACUUCGGAUUCUUGGGAGAAUCAGAGGCUUCGACCUGGGCGACGUCAACUUCCGGAAACACCGGAUUUACCAAAACACGGCGAACUUCCUCAACUUUUUAGUAUUUCACAUACUAAUAAUCUCUCCCACUUCCUCCAAUUCUUUCUUCUUCAGAAUAACAAUCGGACGCCUUCUCCUUUUCUUCUCUAUGCUCUCUCAUCUCCAUGGAGACCCCAACUCACGGAGCAGCAAAAAGAAGAAAAAGAAGAAAAAGAAUUUCAACAAAAAAUAGUAAUGACAAAUAUCUAUGUAUGGGUCCGAACCUCUCGUUCUCUUCAAUUCUUCUAUCCUACUGUAGAUGUGGAGAAGGAUGAUCCAUUUUCGGUUUAUUAUGAAAUUGCAAUGGAUGUGAUUGGAUUGAUGAAGGAGUGUGAUAGGAUAAGCUCCGAAGAAUUUGAAACUAUGGGUAAAGGCCGUAUCUCAAAAGUCUACACAGAAGCGAUAUUCCAGAACGCUGUGGAGCAUGGAAAUAUCAACGCUCGUCUUAAACUUCUUGUAUUCUCCCUUUUGUUCGCUGCAAUUCAGCAGAGGACCCCAGAUAUGGCAAAAUCAAAUCGAAAUGAUAUUGUAUUGACUCGCAUCUCGAAAUAUUUCGGUCCAAUAUUCAAACUUUUGUUCCAGAUGGAUGUCGGAAAACGGCUACAAGAUAGAGAUAUUGUACAAGCUAUUGGUAGUGGACAGGGCUACAAAUUCCUUGACGUCCUGUUCGAAGGAACCAUAAAACACAAACACGGAAAUUCCAAUCACCACGGGGUCCGCCCGUUAUCCCUAAUAGUUCCUCUGAUCCUUGACAAAGUCAACAGUAUCUCUCUUCCAUUUCUCUGCAAUGAAAUCCGACGUCACCUAAUCAAGGAUCCUUAUCACAUCGAUGAAUUCGCGUCGGAAAAAUCACCACAAAUAUUUUCUACAGUAAGACGAACCACACUGGCACAUAACAGUCGACGAGUUGUUCACUUGCAUUAUAUCAAUCGGAUUGAGGUUUUGAGAAAGGACGAAUUUGCGAAUGUUCAUUUGAGAAUAUGUAAUGAUAAACCAAAGGCGUCGUUUGUUUUCGUUCCGUUGAGAUGUGAAACUGUAUUCCUUGACAGCCUUUUCUACACACAAUGGAUUCUAUUGGGUGCUGUUCGUGGUAUCGUCAUUGUCAAGAACUGUCAAAACACCAGGAUUUCCGUUAGUUGUGAACAAUUGAUAAUUUUGGAUUCGAAAAAUCUGGAAAUUCAUUUCAUGUCACCAAAAAAGCCAUUGAUUUCCAGUAGCGUGGGCAUCACUUUGGCUCCGUUUAAUACGAUUUAUGAGGGACAAGAAGAGUUUUUGGAAGAAAAUGGGCACUAUUUCAACAAUAAUUUGGUUUUCAAGGAGCCGAUAAUGUUCUCCAGUGGUUCCUGGACAAUGGACACUUCAAAAUUUGUGUGCCAGAGUACCCCAUUAGAUGCAAUGGAUCAGCAAUUUGAAACUCUUCUGAACUCUCUUCCCGAAGAAUACCGUAUUGCUCACUACCGUAAUACAAUUGAAGCUCAAAAAAUGAUGGCUGCGGAGCCAGAAAAGUGUCGUGUCAGUGACGUGGCAACGAAUUUCGACCUACUGUACCUGAAAUCAAAAAUUGAGAAAAAGGAGGAGGAGUAG